Messenger RNA from Gopherus evgoodei (Goodes thornscrub tortoise), 1714 nucleotides. RefSeq names its product transcription elongation factor A3 (gene TCEA3). The transcript is spliced from 15 exons. The record is from RefSeq and is a predicted model, not a curated record. Gene Ontology annotation, cellular component: nucleus. Lineage: Eukaryota; Metazoa; Chordata; Testudines; Testudinidae. Bases 186 to 1565 code for a protein of 459 amino acids. Gene Ontology annotation, biological process: DNA-templated transcription; transcription elongation by RNA polymerase II. Gene Ontology annotation, molecular function: zinc ion binding; nucleic acid binding.
ACACACACCUCCCCCUAUACACACACACACAUACUCCCCCCCCCCCCCCAGACCCCGAUGAAAAGUGAUCACAGUUGUCCCGGGGGCGAGCUCCUGGCUGCUUUUGUGGUUUAAAGCGCACCGCCCCCCCCCCCCCGCCCCCCCCUUCUCGCUCCUGAACGCCAAAAAACUUCGGGGCCGCGAUCAUGGGGCGAGCCGAGGAGCUGGUGAGGAUUGCAAAGAAGCUGGAUAAGAUGGUGACCAGGAAGAACACGGACGGAGCUCUGGAUCUGCUGAAAGAACUGAACGGCUACACGAUGACCAUCGAGCUGCUGCAGUCCACGAGAAUUGGGGUGGCUGUCAACGCUGUCCGGAAGCAGUGCUCGGACGAAGAGGUGGUGGCCCUGGCGAAAAUCCUCAUCAAGAAUUGGAAACGACUGCUAGAGUCCUCGGGGACCCCGAAGAGAGAGAAGGCCCUGGAAGGGCAAAAGGAUAAAAAAGAAAAAAGUCUCGACUUUCCCAGCUGGCAGCCGGAAGGGGCGAAUUCCCAUCCAGUGAAACGCUGCAAAAGCCCAGCUGAGAAGCACAAGGAAAAGGACAAAGGAAGGGACUUUCCCAACCAUAAGGCAGCGGGCCCUCUUCCUGGCUCGAAGAAACAUUCAUUGGAUCAGAAACAGGACAGGAAAUCCAGCAAGUCCGGUUCUCACACGGCAGCCCCAAAGAGUCAUUCUGCAGACUCCAAGCCAGACAGGGAGACCAGCGACUACAGCGCUCUUCCCGCCACCUCUAAAAAGUUGCACUCGGACGGCAAGAGAGAGAGGAGAGACUCUGCAGACUCAAGAUCUUCCACCAUCACCACUGCCUCCUCUUCUUCUUCCCCUCAGAAGAGACCAUCGGUGGAAAGGAGGCCCUCUACAGGCUCCAACCCAGCAGCCUCCCCCCCCGGCUCUCGGAAGAACUCCAGUGAUGGCAAAGAGGAAAGACCCAACAGCGCCAGAUCCAAAGCCGAGACCCCCAAGACUCCCAGCAGCCCCUCGAGUCCCACGUUUGCACCGACCAUCUGCUUCCUGGCGUCCUGCUACCUCACGGGCGAUUCGGUGCGGGACAAGUGCGUCGAGAUGAUCUCGGCUGCCCUGAAAAUGGACGAUGAUUACAAACAGUUUGGAGUCAACUGUGAAAAGCUGGCCUCUGAAAUCGAAGAUCAUAUCUUCCAAGAGCUGAAGAGCACGGACAUGAAGUACCGGAACCGCGUGAGGAGCAGGAUCAGUAACCUGAAGGACCCCAAGAACCCCAACCUGCGGAGGAACGUGCUGAAUGGAGCCAUCUCCCCCAGCCUCAUUGCUAGGAUGACGGCAGAGGAGAUGGCGAGCGACGAACUGAAGGAGCUGAGGAACGCCAUGACCCUAGAAGCCAUCCGGGAGCAUCAGAUGGCGAAGACUGGGGGCACCACCACAGACCUCUUCCAGUGCGGCAAGUGCAAGAAGAAGAAUUGCACUUACAACCAGGUCCAGACGCGUAGCGCCGAUGAACCCAUGACAACGUUCGUGCUGUGUAACGAGUGCGGGAACCGCUGGAAGUUCUGCUGAGGCCGCUCCUGUUUGCACCCGGGCCACCCGCGGAGACGAUGCAGCCUGCCGGCAAAGGAGAAUCUCUGACCAUCCAAAUUUGAAACUGGGGGUGGGAAGGGGCAGGGGAAGGGAAGAGAACUAACCUGUUGAGAGAGGAGCUGAAAGUC